Maniola jurtina (meadow brown) is the source of this 1961-nucleotide messenger RNA. RefSeq lists its product as uncharacterized. Gene Ontology annotation, cellular component: nucleus. NCBI's taxonomy places the organism in Eukaryota, Metazoa, Arthropoda, Insecta, Lepidoptera, Nymphalidae. The coding region runs from base 36 to 1961 and encodes 641 amino acids. The record is from RefSeq and is a predicted model, not a curated record. The transcript is spliced from 12 exons. Gene Ontology annotation, molecular function: sequence-specific DNA binding; zinc ion binding.
AGUAACCUGAUUUUUUUAUUUUGAAAUUCUUAGAAAUGCGGUGCUGUGUGCCCUUCUGCAAGACCACUGCGGAGGUCGUCUCCGAAUCCGAGGAGAUUACGUUUCACGAGUUCCCCAGAGAAGUGCAUCUGCGUGCCGCUUGGCUCAGUGCCCUCGGCAAACAAGACACUCCUCUGCCAGAGCCCGCUGUGGUCUGUUCGCAGCACUUUCUAAGUGAUGAUAUUUAUGAAACAGAAAGUGGCUCAAGGCAGAUUCGUACUGGUGCUGUCCCCUCAACAGUGCUGGUCUGCAUGAUAUGCCUGGACACUCGCAGCAAGCUGUUUUUGAUGAGUAAAUACAAGUUGGACGAAGCAUAUGAACAUUUGGUGGGACAGCCUUUGUGUGGUCAAGGAAAGCUCAGACAAACGCUUUGUGUGCAAUGUGCCCAGAGACUGGUGAACUUUAGCACAUUCAGAGACAAGAGCUUGAGAACGCGCUCCCUGAUGAUGGAGCUACUUGACAGACAUGAAGUGGUGACAAUACGACAUGUGAAACUGAUAAGCCGCGUAAAGCACCAACUACAGUCUGACAUCGUCUCGGCCGUGUCGGAGCCGGACUACUGCGAUUUGUACAUAGCACACUCCGACGCGGACGGACGGACAGACCUACACGCAACUGGUGAGGCAGUUGCGGUGAAACGGGAAAUUGAAGACUGUGAAGAUGAUGAAGACGAGUCAGCCGCGGCCGAAGCAGCGACCGAAACACAGGCUCCCGCCGCGCACAUUAAGGUGGAGUCGUCGGGAGACUGCGAUCAAGCUUUGGUACUCGCGACCAAUCACGCAGACGAAGAACAUCCGCCUGAUACAGACGACGAGGUGGAUAUAUUGUCUCUCGAAAAUAACACAAACAUCUUUGAAUAUUCAAGGAAAUCUCAGGACUCCGCACUAAAACCAAUGGAAUCGGCAAAAAUAAGCGAUUAUAUCAAUUUUCGAACAACGAGGCGAAAUGAUCUUUCUAAAAACAAUUGUCAUUUCCAGGACAUACUCGGUACACCGGUAGGGGACUAUACUGACCAGAUACAGUACAUCUGUGAUAUUUGCCAAAAGAUAUUUCGACGAAAAAGUUCCUUAGGCACCCACAUUAGGGCGCACACUUUCUCAUGUAAGUUGGGAGAGCGCAAGUCGAGUCAAACUUGUACGUCAUCGAGCCCCAGGAGGACUCACACUGGCGAAAAGCCUUUCGCUUGUAAGUUAUGUAAAUACAAAUGUGCACGAAGUAGUCAUUUAGUAAGGCACAUGAGGACUCACACUGAAAUGCGGUGCUGUGUGCCCUUCUGCAAGACCACUGCGGAGGUCGUCUCCGAAUCCGAGGAGAUUACGUUUCACGAGUUCCCCAGAGAAGUGCAUCUGCGUGCCGCUUGGCUCAGUGCCCUCGGCAAACAAGACACUCCUCUGCCAGAGCCCGCUGUGGUCUGUUCGCAGCACUUUCUAAGUGAUGAUAUUUAUGAAACAGAAAGUGGCUCAAGGCAGAUUCGUACUGGUGCUGUCCCCUCAACAGUGCUGGUCUGCAUGAUAUGCCUGGACACUCGCAGCAAGCUGUUUUUGAUGAGUAAAUACAAGUUGGACGAAGCAUAUGAACAUUUGGUGGGACAUCCUUUGUGUGGUCAAGGAAAGCUCAGACACACGCUUUGUGUGCAAUGUGCCCAGAGACUGGUGACAAUACGACAUGUGAAACUGAUAAGCCGCGUAAAGCACCAACUACAGUCUGACAUCGUCUCGGCCGUGUCGGAGCCGGACUACUGCGAUUUGUACAUAGCACACUCCGACGCGGACGGACGGACAGACCUACACGCAACUGGUGAGGCAGUUGCGGUGAAACGGGAAGUUGAAGACUGUGAAGAUGAUGAAGACGAGCCAGCCGCGGCCGAAGCAGCGACCGAAACACAGGCUCCCGCCGCGUACGUACCAUGUGUGACAAGCUAA